AUGGCCUGUUGUACUAUGGCUCCUCCGGACCUCAACCUCCCCGGUCCUUCGCUUUAUGCCCAGCAGUCGAUUGCACUCGGCAGCUCCUGUAACAACUUCGCGUCGAUGGCUGCUCCUUACGUUGCCCUGCCCCACCAGCAGCGCUUGCGAGCCGACACCCCUCCUCUCGACGAUGAGCACAACUCCAUCAAGCCAUUCGAUGGCCACAAGCCCAUCUACCGCGGCGGCUUUGACUCCCAGCUGAGGCGCGUCCUUGACGACAUUGACAUCCACGGCUGCGAAGCCAACGGAGAAAAUGCAUUCUUUGUCGCUGACCUUUCCGAGGUGUACCGCCAGCAUCUUCGCUGGAUGCGAGCUCUUCCUCGCAUCGUGCCCUUCUACGCGGUCAAGUGUAACCCCGACCCAUACGUUCUGCAGCUUCUUGCAUCGCUCGGGACCGGAUUCGACUGCGCCUCUAACGGCGAGAUUGAGGCCGUCCUUAAGCUUGGCAUUAACCCCGCCAGGAUCAUCUACGCCAACCCAUGCAAGGCUGCCAGCUUUGUUCGACAUGCUGCCGCCAAUAAUGUUGGUCUCACCACUUUUGACAAUAUUGAUGAGCUCGAAAAAAUGAAGCGCUACCACCCUUCCUGCAAGCUUGUGGUGCGCAUCCUCACUGACGACUCCAAGAGUGCCUGCCAGCUUGGUCUCAAGUUUGGCGCUCCUCUGGAUUCUGUCCCUCGUCUGCUCCAGCGUGCUCGCGAGCUUGGCCUCGAUGUCGUCGGUGUCAGCUUCCACGUCGGAUCUGGCUGCUACGACCCCGACUCUUUCCGUGACGCCGUCCACCGUGCUCGCCGUGCAUUCGAGAUGGGCAAAGAAGUUGGCUACACUUUCGACCUCCUGGAUGUUGGCGGUGGUUUCGGUCACGACAACUUUGAGAUGGUCGCCGGCGUCCUCGGCCCCGCUAUUGACAGAUACUUCCCAGACGAGGACUUUGCUCCUGGUGGAAAGGAGGUUGUUGGCAAAGUCAAUGGUCUCAGGAUCAUCGCCGAGCCUGGCCGUUUCUACGUUCACUCCGCAUUCGCGCUCGCCACGAACAUCAUCGCUGCUCGUCGAGGCGAGCCUAGCGCCGCCGACACAGAGGUCAAUGCCACCAAGCCUCAGGUCAUGUACUACCAGAACGAUGGUCUCUACGGCUCGUUCAACUGCGUCAUCUUCGACCAUGUCACUGUUCACCCCAAGGUGCUCACCCUUGGCUACGAGUACGCUUACGAGCCCACCAUCGCUUCUCCCGGCGUCCCUGCCGUCGCCGCUGACGACACUGCCGAGGAGCAGGAAGCAAAGACGCUUCAGACUUGUAGCGUCUGGGGCCCCACUUGCGACUCCAUUGACUGCGUCCGUGACCUUGUUCAGCUUCCUAAGGGUCUCAAAGUCGGUGACUGGCUCGUCUACGAAAACAUGGGCGCUUACACCAUCUGCGCUGCUUCCACCUUCAACGGCAUCCGUCGCUCCGAGAUUCGUUACACCCUCGGUGAAGGCGAAGAUGCCGAAGUCGUUCGUCAGCUCAUGCUGCAGUAA
This is a messenger RNA of Ustilago hordei, 1554 nucleotides long. RefSeq names its product putative ornithine decarboxylase. The record is from RefSeq and is a predicted model, not a curated record. NCBI's taxonomy places the organism in Eukaryota, Fungi, Basidiomycota, Ustilaginomycetes, Ustilaginales, Ustilaginaceae. Bases 1 to 1554 code for a protein of 517 amino acids. The transcript has a single exon. Gene Ontology annotation, cellular component: cytoplasm. Gene Ontology annotation, molecular function: ornithine decarboxylase activity.